AUGAACUUCACGAAGCUGUUCAUACUGGUGGCGAUUGCGGUGCUAGUGAUCGUUGGUGUGCAGCCCGCGGAUGGUGCACCCCGUUGGAAGUUCGGCAAGCGGUUGGAAAAACUUGGACGUAAUGUGUUCCGGGCGGCUAAGAAAGCGCUGCCAGUCAUUGCCGGCUACAAAGCCCUUGGAUAG
Anopheles marshallii is the source of this 183-nucleotide messenger RNA. Its product is annotated as cecropin-B. Gene Ontology annotation, cellular component: extracellular region. The record is from RefSeq and is a predicted model, not a curated record. Bases 1 to 183 code for a protein of 60 amino acids. NCBI's taxonomy places the organism in Eukaryota, Metazoa, Arthropoda, Insecta, Diptera, Culicidae. The transcript has 2 exons. Gene Ontology annotation, biological process: defense response to Gram-negative bacterium; defense response to Gram-positive bacterium; antibacterial humoral response.